This is a messenger RNA of Anarrhichthys ocellatus (wolf-eel), 1632 nucleotides long. It is a transcript of the gene zcchc17, whose product is annotated as zinc finger, CCHC domain containing 17. Gene Ontology annotation, biological process: RNA stabilization. The record is from RefSeq and is a predicted model, not a curated record. Lineage: Eukaryota; Metazoa; Chordata; Actinopteri; Perciformes; Anarhichadidae. Bases 128 to 874 code for a protein of 248 amino acids. Gene Ontology annotation, molecular function: RNA binding; zinc ion binding. The transcript has 7 exons.
CACCAGCUGCUCUGAUUGGUCUACAUUACUUGUUGUUGAACUAACUGCACCGGAUGUAAAAGUACACCAGCGCUGCUAAUACGAAAGGUCCACUCAUUGAUACCUGUGGUGCACUUCCGCUGAGACUAUGUCGGACAGUGAUGGCCAUGCUCAAGAGCCGUCCGGACUGGAUGGUCUACCACCAAUGCACAGCAUUGCCAAGGGAGAGGUGGUCUCUGUUCAGACCUACGGAGCCUUCGUCAGACUGCCGGGCUACAAGAAAGAAGGCCUGGUGCACGUGAGUGAGAUGUCAUCAUCACGCAUUGAGAGUGCCUCAGAAGUUGUCGAUAUGGGGGAACAGGUGUGGAUUAAAGUCAUUGGGAGAGAGAUGCGAGAUGACAAGGUCAAGCUGUCCUUCUCAAUGAAAGCUGUCAAUCAGGGAACUGGGCAGGACUUGGACCCAAACAAUGUCAUGGGAGAGCAGGAUGCGAGGCGACGUAGGCAAUUUAGAGAUCACACAGGCAACAGGAUCACACUGGAGGCCGUCCUCAACACAACGUGCUCAAAGUGCGGCUGCAAGGGUCACUUUACAAAGGACUGUUUCUCUGCUCCGGGCUUGCAGUACGCUCUGUUACCUGAUGAGAGCGCUGAAGAGCCACGGCAGCAACAGCAGCAGACAACUUCAGUUGCACCACAGCAAGAGUCAGCUAAAAAGAAGAAGAAAAAGAAGGAGAAGAAAAUGAAGAAGAAGAGGGAGAGGAAGGAGUCGGAGAGCGGCAGCAGCAGCAGCGGCGAAUGCAAAACCAAGAAGAGGCGCCACGAGCACACUCACGACAAAGAGGACAAGAAGAAGAAGAAACAUAAGAAACACAGAUCACACAAACACAGCAGCUGAGCCACACAACUCAAACACACAUCUUAAGUCACACAAACUGCAGCUAUCAGACAGACGCAAGGGGGGGGGAAGUGAGUAACAACAGACGGAGUGACAGACUUCCAGCUGUGAAUCCUUUAAUAAUCUCUCCCAACGACAGCUCAUUAUAGAAACCUUCAUUCAUUUGAGUGAAGGAAGGUUUUCCCUCACUGUCUCGUUAUGUUAUUGGAAGCACAUUCAGACUUCCUGUCAAGUUUAAAGAAUUAAAAUAUGUCAAGAUGGAAAGUGCUGCUAACACAAAAAUCAGGUGACAAGCCCCACUUGUCCUAAAGUAACCUCCGACUCCCCCUCAGAGGGAGGAGUUCACACAUCAUAUGUAACCGUUAGGGCAACAUGUGGAUACCCCUCCUGUAAUCCAGAUAUUGUUUACAGCUAUCAGGUUUCAUCAAGCAUUCAUUAAGAAGACAAUAAAGCUGAAUCUUGGGGGGGGUCUAACAUGAAAAUCCUUCCAAUAAGCCACAGAGAGAAAGCUACACACACACACACACGCAUAGGAAGUAUUAGAGACAAACAGGACGUGUAAUGCAGCACAAGUGAGCAUGACGGGAAGCUCAUGCUGUGAUGAUAUCCUGGGGUUGUCUGCCGCUUAUUGUCCGUUUGUGUGUACAUCAACAUGUGUGUUUGUGUAUCUUUGCCUCCAGGACAUUACACACAACCCUCCUUCCUGCAUGUCAACUGUUAACUCCAAUAAAGGUGUUUUUUAUUUGUGAACAUAAAAA